AUGGUGUUCGAACGGAAACUCGCAACCAAAUUGGAUCUUUCAAAGAUAAUACAUAACAUGAGCACCAAUGAUGCAAGUGUAAAUAUUUCAGUUUUUGAAAACAGAUCGUACUUUUUUCAGGGCGUUGAUUCUGAGCGGAAGUCCUGGCUAGAAUUGAAGAAGUUUCGACUAAGCUUUCUCGCCCUUCAAGAUGCGGCCAGAACGGAACGUCUCUACCAGGACGCCGAUGGCCGCAAUGUUUUAGCCACUUUCGAGAGAAUUCGCCGAGAAAUUGAAGAUAUUCAGUACCUAUCAAUGCUUAAGGUAAAUAUUGUUAUAGUAAAAAAAAUUUAAAAAAAUAAAAACACGUAUUUAAGCCGAGACUCCGCGUGCAGCCUGUGGUCAGUUACAACAGAUCGAGUUCCCACAAGACCAGAGGCGGCAAAAUCGAGUUCACAACUCGUAAAAACAGGAUGGUGACCGUCGUUCUGACUCUUAAAGAUCAACCUCGUGAGGCAAUGAUUCUGGAAAGUAAUUUCAGCCUUGCAAAAAGUUCCAGCGUCGCAAGCCUUCUCGAAUUCAAAGCGCAGUCAGCUCAUCAAACUGGAAGUGAAUGUCAAAUUUUCACCUGAAAACGGCGCAAGGCUCAAAGAGCAGUUCAAGUAAUUCAGAAACUACUCAGAGGAAUUUACAGUACACAACACCUUUCUUCCAGUCAGGCAUUGCACGCUGGAAAGCUGUUCCUCGACUUCAUCACCGACUGCUUGUGGCCUAUUCUCGAUGCUCAGGAUAAGCUUGACAGAGAAAAACUGAUCCAAGAGAAGGAAAUGAAAGAGAAGAAGCUGAGCGAGAAUCAGAUGGCCGUGGAGAAAACGACGGCACAGCUGAAGAAAAUGGAAAUGAAGAAACCGGAGAAAUCGGGAGCAGGCAGGGAACCGAGAGAAUCGAGGGCUCCUUGCCGACUCAUGGACGUGCCGCAGUUUGACAAAACACGCCUACCGCCAGCACAUCUACCAGGGAUCAAUAACGAUCGUAACGGAUUCAGAGGAACGGCAAGAACGAGCAACGAUUCUCGGAACGGCAGCGGAGGACCAAGCGUCGCCGGAGGAGCUUUCACCAGUUCCGGAGCCGGCAGAGUUCCAACAGGCAACAAAGGUUGGUGCCAAAUCCGAAAAAGACAAAGAGUACGCUGCAUAAUUCAGGCCCUGAUAGACCUGGAGCGGGAUUCGGCGCACCCAACCGCAACUACCAGAACCACAACCACGAGUCGGAAGGACUGGGAAGACGCGGGGCACCGAGAGGCCGUGGAAGCGAGGCGAACAACUGGCGCCGCCUACAUAAUGCCGGCCGCUCCUGA
Caenorhabditis sp. 36 PRJEB53466 is the source of this 1336-nucleotide messenger RNA. The record is from the annotation of a GenBank genome assembly. Lineage: Eukaryota; Metazoa; Nematoda; Chromadorea; Rhabditida; Rhabditidae.